This is a messenger RNA of Anopheles stephensi (Asian malaria mosquito), 4289 nucleotides long. RefSeq names its product syndetin (gene Vps50). The transcript has 4 exons. Lineage: Eukaryota; Metazoa; Arthropoda; Insecta; Diptera; Culicidae. Gene Ontology annotation, molecular function: SNARE binding. Gene Ontology annotation, biological process: endocytic recycling; retrograde transport, endosome to Golgi. The coding region runs from base 423 to 3509 and encodes 1028 amino acids. The record is from RefSeq and is a predicted model, not a curated record. Gene Ontology annotation, cellular component: EARP complex.
CACACAACCAUAAGAUUGAAAUAGCAAGUUUUGUUUCUUUUAUUUUGAGUGUUGAUUAUGUCCAACACCCUACGCUCGGGGGGGUGGUAAGAUUUAGCAUAGGGAAACAAUUUCCAGCACAGGGGAAAAAAACGUUAAAGAAAAGGGUAAAUUUUCGGUAACAUUUGCAAAACAGCUGGAAGUGACAAUGCGUACGAGGUAGUUGGAUUGUGUGGUGUGUAGGGAUAAAGCGCUGUUAAGCCAGAGCCAGUCAGCCAACAGAAGUUCUGAUGGUGAUUCAUAGCAGAAGCAACAGCAGGCAGCAGUUGCAACAAUAACAAAAGCGAACCACCCGUAUUGGGCCUUCACCCACCCACGUCGAUCGCUCCACCGCACUCCACCCCAUUAUCAAUCACCCCCUGCAAAUCAACCACAAGCCAGCGAUGGAGAAGGUGGAGGAAAUCAAGUACAAAGUGUUGGAGCUGAUCAACAAAAAGAAAGAGGUAAAGAUUCCAAAGAUGGGCUUCACGGAUUAUUAUGUGCACCAGCAGCAGGUAGCCCGUGUAGCCGCUACACCCAUCCCGGGUGGGCACGCGAAAGCUUCCACCCAUACCGUGCCGUCAGCAGCGGCCAGCAGCAACAUGCCACCGUACGAUUGGGCGGAAGAGAUAUCGGGUCAGCGGGGGAUGCACAGCGAACAGGACGAGCAGACGGCCGCGUCCGAUCAGGAGGUGUUGGAAUCGACCGAAGCGAUCUACUUCGACACGGGCAGCAAUACGGGCCUGCACGAGCUACGCAAACUGUCCGAAACGGGCCAGCUGCUUGACUGUGGUACGAUCGAACAGUCGAUGGGUGUGUUGCGCCGUCAGCAUCGGGUCAUCUCGAAGAAAGUGCUGCAGCUAAUACUCGAGCAGCGAACGGCCUGCGAUGCCGAGUUUCAGCGCAUCCGCGAAACGGAACGGCUGUUGCGGGAAACGGUUGCAAUGUGCCGCACGGCACGGCUUAAGCUAGACACCUCGAAGCUGUUGCUAACCACAACGAACCUGGAAAUAUUGGCCGCCUACAAGAAGCGCCAAACGUUGGUGAACUUGCUGCGUACGCUGAACGCGCUGAAAAGCAUGCGCUCGAUCGAUCAGCGGCUGCAGCGCCGGCUAACGGAUGCGGAUUACGGUGGGGCGAUCGCGAUACUGCUCGAGAACAAGAAUCUUUCGCAACGGUUUCACGCGUACCGGUGCGUGGAAUCGUUGUCGCACAAGCUGCAGGACACGCUGCUGCUUACCGAGGUCCAGCUCGAGAGUGUGCUGGGCGAGAUGCCGUCCGAGUUUGAGCCGGCCCGGUACCAGAAGCUGCAGGAAGCGUACCAGCUGCUCGGGAAGCAGCUGAUCGCGAUGGAUCAGCUGCACAUGAACUUUGUCUCGUCGGUACAUACGGCUGCAUUCACCGUGCUCCGCCAGCAUAUGGAGGUCAGCGUGGAGGAAAGCAAAAAGCUAACGUACGAGCAGAUGUGCGAGUGUGUACCGAUGGACCGGUACGUGCACUGCUUGACUGCGCUGUGCCGGGCGUUCUGGAAGAUACUCGUUUCGUACCAUCAGAUACGCUGCUGGCACCAGAACCGGAGCCUGUGCGAGAAGGCACCGGUGGAGGACGGUGAAACGGCGGCGGACCGUUCGUCCGCUAGCUUUCAGCAGGAGUACAUCCGCCAAAAGCUGGAAAGUGGCCAGUUCCGGCUGUGGAACGAUAUACAGGCAAAGAUUUGCGUGUUCAUCGGUACCGGGCGGCUGUACGCGCUCAAGUACGACCAGUUCGUGCAGAUACUGGCGAUCGUGCAGCGGCUGAAGAAGGUGGGCGUAGAGUUUUGUGACAGCCGGUCGGAAAAAUUGCUCGGCGCAAUGCAACGGCAAAGUAUGGAGUUUUUCCAGCGGUACCAUGCAUCCUGCCUGGAGGAGAUCGGACUUUUCUUCGAUCACGAGGUGUGGGUACCGAUCGGGAGCUUUCACGACGUGACGCAGCUGCAGGAGUAUCGCAACUUUCGGCACGCACUGGCACGUACCGUGGACCGGGGCGGUUCGUCGGCGGUCACCGCACGCACCAGCCCCGCCGGGGCGGAACUGCUGCCGGACAGUGCGUCCUCGUUGCAUUCGCAGGACGAAAGCUCACUGUACGGGUCGUGUGGAUACUUUUUGCGCUUUACCGAGAAAAGCUCGCCCUUUGACGGUGGGUUCGAUAGUACGAUGCUGGAGGAGGACAUACUGGCGGGAAUAGCGGACGAAUCGUCCUACUACUGUUCGGAGGACAGUAGCGACAAUAAUGAGCAACCGUCGGCCGGUUCGCCGGGUUCGCCCAGGCACUCGGCGCCUUCGCAACCGCAGCCACCCACCGACCGGUCACCGAUCGUGGUCGUUAACACCUCGCUUACCGUGUUGCGCUGCAUCGGACGGUAUCUGUACUUCUGCAAACUAUUGCACCCAAUCACACCCCACAUCGUGCGCUCGAUGGCGGAGCUGAUCGACUACUACCUGUACUCGGUGCAUGACCUCUUCUCCGCCGAUCUACCCGUCCCCCGUGACAAUCUGUCCAGCGGGCGAUUGCGGGCCGCGAUGCAGCGCAUACAGGCGGAGCUGCUGCCGAAGCUGCGCCGCGUUUGGCCCCUGUCGGAUGAGAUGGUGCGGCCGGAUCUUACCGAUCCGGACACACUGUACGGGCUGCAGAAGCGUAUCGUUGCGUCGGAAAGCUGUAUCACGCUGGUCGCCCAGUUCCGGCAGAUGGAAAGCUAUCUGGGCGGUUUGCUGGGUGGCGGAAGUGCGACGCCCGGCGGUGGUGAGGCGGAGGACGGUUGGACACAGGGAGCGUUGCGUGAUUAUCUCGUGCGUACCACCGAGUACGUGCCGGAUGUGCGGAAGCCCAUCUUUAUGUGUUCGACGGCGCGCGUCAUCGACCUGCAGGCGGUACUGAACGCGAUGGCCAAGGUUAAGUGGGACGUUAACCAUGUGAAUGUGCAACACUCACCAUACAUCGACACCAUCAAUCGGGGUAUACAAUACUUUGCGAUGAAGCUGGAAGAACAAACGUCCACCGUGAUGCUGCCGCCGGAUGUACUUUGGGACAGCUUUGUGCACGUGCUGACGCAUAUGCUCGUCGAAGGAUUCUCGAACGCGAAAAAAUGUUCAGCCGGUGGGCGAGCAUUGAUGCAGCUGGACUUUACGCACUUCUGGUCCCUGCUGGAGAUUGUAUCGGGCGGUAAACAUCCCGAGCACCGGGCGUACGUCGAGCAGUACGUAAAGGCGUACUAUCUGCCGAAGGAUCUGCUGGAACAGUGGUUGCUGGAACCGCACGGCUACUCAGCGAAACAUUUGGUCGGGUUGGUACAGUGUGCGUGCAGCAGCGACAAAAAGGCCCGCCAACGGUUGCUUGCCCUCGUCGAGUCGGGAACUGGAUCCGCUACCGCCACCACCAAUAGUUCAUCUCCCGCUCAGCAACCGUCCGGUGAUGGUUCGUCGUCGAACGCCGAAGGUCCAAGGAAGGACACCUAAUUUAUCUGAAUCUGUAUUGGCGAUCUGGUCCCCCCCCUAUUCCUUAUGUGUUGUUACGUUUUCCUUCCAUUAGCUGUAGAGAAUAUCUAUGUAUGUUUGUUUAUUUAUAUAUUUGUUUAGUGUUUUUUUUGUCCCAACUUAUUUCUAUCGACCAAUGUCCGGUCUCGCACAGUAGUUAAUGGCCGGUGUUGUGUGAAUAUCUCGAAAGUAGCACUGCUUCUGCUACGCAAAACAAGGUUAGACAAGGCUAGACGGGUUUCAACAAGAACAAAGUAGUAGGAAACGCCAGGAUGGAACAGUAAUCAAAUCUCGAACAAAACUCAUGACCUGGACUACUAAUUCGUUAGUAUUUUCGACAGCAUUUUAGUGCUCCUCAUUAUUAUCCUUCAUUUUCCUUUUCUCUCUCUAUCUCUCUCUGGCUCUCUGUGUAUUUUCUCUCUGUCUCUAAUCGCAAUAAUCGCUCAUCGUUUGAUAGUUAGUUACUUAUUUGAGGACUUGUUAUCUGCUCGCCCGAGCUGCUUGCCCACGCUGCAAGUAUUCCGGUUGCGGAGUGCAAUACGAACCGUGGUUGGUUUGGUUAGUUAGUUCAUAGAGCCUUUGAGUCGCCGAAGACUUUAUCUAAACGAAACGAGCUAAUGCAGGUACCCUAGCCUGGGAUGAGGCGCACGAUAUGUUCCCUUCAUUGUUCCGUUUCGUACAGCGAAUCUUAUUUAAUUGUAAGCUAACACACCUGAUGAAAUAAAAAGACAGAUAAACCAACAGUAUUGGUUGCUAAAACGA